AUGAAGCGACGAAGUCUGUCAUUACUUACACGUUCGGUUUUGUUAUCCAGAAGCCAACAAAAACUUGAUUUCUUAAUCACCAUUUUUUUGUUAUUAUGUAGCAAAAUAUUUAUAAGUGGUCCAUUUUCUACACUUUCUGCAUUGGCAUUAGAAUUUGCACUCACAGAUGAAACUUUCAUAGAGUUUAAAAAGAUUGAACUAUCAGUGAAGUCCUCUAGCUCUAAGUCUUCACCAAUAUUUAUUAGUGAAGAAAUAUCACUUAAGCUGAACAAAUGUCAUCAGGUAUUUCUGUUGGACUUUUGGUUUCACACAUUUCAAAGUCCUCAUCUCUUUCUUCAUCGCUUGAAUCCUGAUCUACAUCUAAUUAUUUUAAAAACUGGGGCUGGUCAAUUGAAUCAUCAAAUAUGGACAUGCCUAAGUUUAAUGCUUCUUCUUUAG
Molecule: messenger RNA, 438 nt
Organism: Macrosiphum euphorbiae (potato aphid)
Lineage: Eukaryota; Metazoa; Arthropoda; Insecta; Hemiptera; Aphididae
Source: the annotation of a GenBank genome assembly